Molecule: messenger RNA, 1098 nt
Organism: Camelina sativa (false flax)
Lineage: Eukaryota; Viridiplantae; Streptophyta; Magnoliopsida; Brassicales; Brassicaceae
Source: RefSeq, a predicted model, not a curated record
AUGCAUCAACCGCCUGGUUUCGUUGAUCAAACAAAGCCGAACCAUGUUUGCUUGUUACGCAAGUCUCUCUACGGACUCAAGCAGGCUCCGCGUGCCUGGUACCACCGGUUCUCUACAUAUGCUAAGAAGAUUUGUUUCACGCAAAGAAAAUGUGAUCAGUCACUCUUCGUCUACUCUCACAAUAAUGAAUUGGCUUAUCUCUUGCUAUAUGUUGAUGACAUUAUUCUUAAGGCUUCCUCCACUCGUCUCCUUCACUCCAUAAUCACUUCUCUCAGCCAUGAAUUUGAGAUGACAGAUCUUGGGCAGCUUCACUUCUUUCUUGGGAUUGCCGUUACACGAAAUAGCUCCGGCUUGUUCUUGCAUCAACGGCAAUAUGCGACUGAGAUACUCGCUCGUGCCUCCAUGUCCAACUGCACCUCCUGUCUAACUCCUGUCGAUACUAAUCCUAAGCUACCUACGGAUGCUGGUCCUCCAGUUUCUGACCCCACCUUAUAUCGUAGCCUCGCGGGUGCUCUCCAGUACCUCACUUUCACUCGGCCUGACAUCGCUUAUGCCGUUCAACAAGUGUGUCUCCACAUGCACGAUCCUCGCAAAGCAUAUUUCAAUGCCUUGAAGCGCAUCUUACGGUACCUCAAGGGCACCCUGACUCAUGGCCUCCAACUAUAUCGCUCCUCUGUUAAUCGUCUUGUUGCAUACUCUGACACCGAUUGGGCUGACUGCUCUGACACUCGCCGGUCCACAUCCGGUUACUGUGUGUUUCUUGGCGACAACUUGAUAUCAUGGUCGGCUAAACGCCAACAAACUGCUUCCCGGUCUAGUGCGGAGGCCGAAUAUCGCGGUGUCGCCAAUGUUGUUGUCGAGACGUCUUGGCUACGCAACCUUCUCCUUGAGCUCCAUCAACGCACCAAACAUAUUGAAAUUGACAUUCACUUCGUUAGGGAACAUGUUGCUCUUGGACAGGUUCGUGUUCUUCAUGUCCCAUCUGCCUAUCAAUAUGCCGAUAUCUUCACAAAGGGGUUACCGUCACCGUUGUUCCUCGACUUUCGCUCCAGUCUGAGUGUCCGUCUUCCUCCCGCUCUGACUGCGGGGGAGUGUUAG